Messenger RNA from Periconia digitata, 778 nucleotides. The record is from the annotation of a GenBank genome assembly. NCBI's taxonomy places the organism in Eukaryota, Fungi, Ascomycota, Dothideomycetes, Pleosporales, Periconiaceae.
CCAAUCGAGCCAAAAUUAGUUAAUCGAACAGCCGCCGUCCCUUUCCUCGGGCUAGCGACCAGCAAAAACCCAGCGGGGCAGCACACUGGUGCUCCUUGUGCGUGCAAAACCCUCUCGAGAAAUCCAUCGCGAGGUCCUCACGCCUCUGGUGAAGUCCUCUCGUGCACCUCCAUCCAUCUUCUCUGAUCCCGCCCGUGCUGCGUACUUAACAUAGCUCUGUUGUCGCGUGGGCAGACAGCCACGGUUAAAUAUGGCUAGAGCGGACGAUGACAAGGCCGCUGCGCCCGCCGCCCCCGCCACUACCACCACCACCACCACCAGCGCUUCCUCCGCAACCCCUGCCACCAGCGAAGAGGGCAUCAUGGCCAUUCCCGGCGCAAAGGACACCAUCGAUGCCUUGACCUUUGAGCAGAUCCUCGAGAUGGAUGAUGACGAGGACGAGCGCGACUUCAGCAAGAGCAUCGUCUACGAUUUCUUCUCCCAGGCCGACAGCACCUUUGGCAAGAUGGAGACCAGCCUAGAAUCGAAAGAUCUCAAGACGCUCUCGGAGCUGGGACAUUUCCUCAAGGGCUCCUCCGCCACUCUCGGUUUGACAAAGGUGAAAGACUCGUGCGAAAAGAUCCAGCAUUUCGGCGAGAAGAAGGAUGAGACAGGCACGCGGGAUAUCACAGAAGAAGAGGGCCUCGAGAAACUGAAGACCACCAUUGACCAGGCGAAGAAGGAAUUCGAGGAGGUGGAGAAGGUGCUCAAGAAAUUCUACGAGGGCGAGGGGGCUUGA